Molecule: messenger RNA, 1110 nt
Organism: Galeopterus variegatus (Sunda flying lemur)
Lineage: Eukaryota; Metazoa; Chordata; Mammalia; Dermoptera; Cynocephalidae
Gene: RAB5IF
Product: chromosome unknown open reading frame, human C20orf24
Exons: 4
Coding region: 212-601 (129 amino acids)
Biological process (GO): mitochondrial respirasome assembly
Source: RefSeq, a predicted model, not a curated record
CCCCCCCAUCCACUGCGCCUGCUCAGUAAAGCGAACAGAACCCGGCAGCUCGGCUAAGUGAGAGGAACUGCAGCACGCCGCAGCACCACACGGUUGAACCUGCUGCUGCUGCCGCCGCCGCCCCGCGAGUCGUGAUUUGCAACCCCAGAUCCCGACUCCCUUUGGCUCGGUCCGGGCGCCCCAGGCCCGGCCCGGGCGGCGCGACGGGAGGAUGAGCAGUGGGCGGCGGAAGGAGGAGCCGCCUCAGCCGCAGCUGGCCCACGGGGCCCUCAAAGUCUCUGUCUGGAGCAAGGUGCUGCGGAGCGACGCAGCCUGGGAGGACAAGGAUGAAUUUUUAGAUGUGAUCUACUGGUUCCGACAGAUCAUCGCUGUGGUCCUGGGUGUCAUUUGGGGAGUUUUGCCAUUGCGAGGUUUCUUGGGAAUAGCAGGAUUCUGCCUGAUCAACGCAGGAGUCCUGUACCUCUACUUUAGCAACUACCUACAGAUCGAUGAGGAAGAAUAUGGCGGCACAUGGGAGCUCACAAAAGAAGGGUUUAUGACAUCUUUUGCCUUGUUCAUGGUCAUUUGGAUUAUCUUUUACACUGCCAUCCACUAUGACUGAUGGUGUACAGCUCCUACCAGUUCCCUAUCCAGUGCAAAGGACCCUUUUAAUUACAGCACAUAAACAUGAUUGUUGGGGCACUCCAGCCACAUGGAACCUGGAAGACCAACCCAUGUUUCCCGGACUGAGAAUCAGUGUGUUGGGCAUCAGUGUUUUCUACAAGGGUUGUGACCUGAAACUUUUUAAAGAACCAUCCACCUUUGGGGGAAGCAUUUCUGAAUUUGUCCAUCACCAACCAUCUCUCCUUGGAUACCAUCAGCAUGUAACAGCCGUUUGCCAAGUGGAGCUGUCAUUUAGUUUGAUACACCUCUGGAUCUGGAUGAAACAUUAAAUUGUCUUCCUCAGUCCUCCAUCAGGUGUACAGGUUUUAAGCUAUCAGUGGCAUUUCAAGUCUUCUCAAAACAGUAUGGCAAUAUGUGCGUGGUCCAUAGCACAGUAUAAGCAGCACCUAGUAAGUUUCCAUUGUAGAAUGUUUUCAGAUACUUGAAUAAAUCAGAUCUUCGACAGCC